This is a messenger RNA of Megalops cyprinoides (Indo-Pacific tarpon), 5005 nucleotides long. It is a transcript of the gene ano6, whose product is annotated as anoctamin 6. The record is from RefSeq and is a predicted model, not a curated record. Lineage: Eukaryota; Metazoa; Chordata; Actinopteri; Elopiformes; Megalopidae. Gene Ontology annotation, molecular function: chloride channel activity; protein dimerization activity. Gene Ontology annotation, biological process: chloride transmembrane transport; calcium activated phosphatidylserine scrambling; calcium activated phosphatidylcholine scrambling. The transcript has 20 exons. Gene Ontology annotation, cellular component: plasma membrane. The coding region runs from base 256 to 3000 and encodes 914 amino acids.
ACCUCCUACAGCCGACCAACACCCACGUCGAGUCUUGAGAUUUCCUCCAAAAUUUGCACUGUCUAACUGGACCUGCUAGCCAGCUGUCAAAAGGGACACUUCAGAAGUGAAAAUAUUGAUUUUCUCGAUUCUUAUUGGGAACGUUGUUUUCUUUAGUUUUAUUAUUUGCUACUGUUGCGUUACUUUCUACAUAGCUUUUUCCCCUUAUCUAUACAAACACGCGUACGCGCAAAACCCUGAUAAACUCAAAUAAAUAUGAGUGAGGACGUCGAUGCGCUUGAGAUGGACUCCGGACCCGAUUCAGAUGCGGAGGGGGAGACAGAGCUGGAGGGAGAAGUGGUGUAUGCUCAAGAGUUUCUGCCAACCUAUCAAUCAAUAGAGGAGGGGGAGUCAGUGGCCACAGUGGAGCAGGCAGAGUUCAACGGCAAGUCAGACUCCUUGUAUUUUAAUGACGGAAAGAGAAGGAUUGAUUUUGUGUUGGUGUACGAUGAUGAAGAAAAGAAGGAAUACGAGAAAAGGCACAUCUUUCAGAGACGGAAAAGAAGGAGAGAGUAUUUUGAAGCCAGUUUGAUGAAGAUGGGGCUGGAGCUGGAAGCAACAACAUCCGUUGUGGAUGAAAAGAUGAUGUUUGUGAAGGUCCACAUGCCCUGGGACGUGCUCUGCACCUACGCAGAGGUGCUGCACAUCAAGCUGCCCAUAAAGCUCAACGACCUGGCGCCCAAGACCUCCCGCUUCAGCUGGUUCACCAAGUACUUCUACCCCAACCCGGACCUGAUCUCGGCCGAGGCCGAGUACUUCACCGCCCCCUUCGAGAAGGACAGGCUGGACUGCUUCUGCAUCAAGGACCAGGACGACUUCUUCACUCCGUCCAUGAGGAGCCGAAUGGCUUAUUACAUCCUCAGCCGCGCCCCUUAUGAGGUAAGGGGGAAUGUGAAGAAAUUUGGCAUCAACAAACUGCUGGAUGGAGCAGUGUACAAGGCUGCCUACCCUCUGCAUGAUUGUAGAUUCAACGUGAAGUCCACAGAAGAAGAUUGUCCCAAUGAGAGAUACCUACUGUAUAAAGAGUGGGCCCACCCCAAAAGUUUCUAUAAGAUGCAGCCAUUGGACCUUAUACGGAAGUACUAUGGAGAGAAGAUUGGCAUUUACUUUGCCUGGCUGGGCUUCUACACAGGAAUGCUGGCGUUCGCGGCUGUGGUAGGGCUGGCCUGCUUUAUCUACGGCUUCAAGACACAGGACAGCAGCACCUGGAGCAAGGAGGUGUGUGACCCGCAGAUUGGAGGAGCCAUUGUGAUGUGUCCGCAGUGUGACAGAGAGUGCGGCUACUGGAGGCUCAACUCCACCUGUGAAUCCUCCAAAAAACUCUGCAUAUUUGACAAUUUUGGAACUUUGGUGUUUGCAGUUUUCAUGUCAAUUUGGGUCACCUUGUUCCUGGAGUUCUGGAAGCGGUACCAGGCGGAGCUGGAGUAUGAGUGGGACACGGUGGAGUUCCUGGAGCAGGAGGAGCAGCCCCGCCCCGAGUAUGAGGCGAAGUGCACCUACGAACGAGUCAACCCCAUUACAAAGGCAAAAGAGAAGGUUCCUUACACUACGUGUGGGAAGUGUGUGAGAGUGUCCUUGGGAAUCGGGACUGUCUUGUUCUGGAUUUUGCUGAUCGUGGCGUCGGUGGUGGGGGUGAUCGUGUACCGGCUGGCCGUGUUCUUCACCUUCUCGGCGCGGCUGCGGCAGGACCUGAAGAACCUGGAGCCGCUGCGGGAGUACGUCACGCCGCAGAUGGCCACCUCCGUCACCGCCUCCCUCAUCAGCUUCAUCGUCAUCAUGGUCCUCAACUACGUGUACGAGCGGGUCGCCAUCUGGAUCACUGACUUUGAACUGCCGAGGACAAAGACGGAGUACGAGAACAGCUUGACCCUGAAGAUGUUUCUCUUCCAGUUCGUUAAUUAUUACUCCUCCUGCUUCUACAUCGCCUUCUUCAAGGGGAAGGUGGUGGGUUUCCCUGGAGAGCCUGUGUACUGGCUGGGAAAGUACAGGAAUGAGGAGUGUGACCCAGGCGGCUGUCUGAUUGAGCUGACGACCCAGCUGAGCGUCAUCAUGGGAGGGAAGGCCAUCUGGAACAACAUCCAGGAAGUGCUCCUUCCGUGGGUGAAAAAUCUGAUUUUCCGGUACUGCACAAGUGUGAGGACGGAGAAGGUCAUUCCCCGGUGGGAGCAGGACUACCAGCUGCAGCCAGUGGGGAAACUGGGACUGUUCUACGAAUAUCUGGAGAUGGUGAUCCAGUUUGGCUUUGUGACGCUGUUUGUGGCCUCCUUCCCUCUGGCGCCCCUCCUGGCCCUCCUCAACAAUCUCUUCGAGAUCCGGGUCGACGCCUGGAAGACCACCACGCAGUUCCGCCGAGUGGUUCCGGAAAAGGCCCAGGACAUCGGAGCCUGGCAGCCCAUCCUCCAGGGUGUCGCCAUUCUCGCUGUGGCAACAAACGCCAUGAUUAUUGCUUUCACAUCUGACAUGAUCCCACGGUUGGUGUACUAUUGGUCUUUCUCUGUAAAUUCAUACGACGGGAUCGAGAGAACGAACACCAUGGAGGGCUACAUCAGCAACACGCUCUCCAUCUUCAACGUUAAAGACUUUUCAGAGCGGAGCAAACCUAACAACUUUACAGUCUCCUGGUCUCACAACAUCACCACCUGCAGGUAUCGAGAUUUUAGGCACCCACCUGGACAUUCAAAACAAUAUGAACACAAUAUUUACUAUUGGCAUGUAAUAGCAGCCAAACUGGCUUUCAUUAUUGUUGUGGAGCACAUUGUGUACCUCACAAAGUUCAUCCUGUCCUACAUCAUUCCUGAUGUGCCCCUCUUGGUGAAGGAGCAGAUCAAGCGAGAGAAGUACUUAACUCAGGUCAUUGUGCACGAAGCCAAGCUGAAAAUGGCCACCAAGCGCAUGAAACCUGUGUUGGAGAAGCUGUUGGACCACAGCGAGGCAGAGACAGCACUUGACCUGCAUCUGUGACUUCGGGGCCAGACUGGAGUUCAGACUGAGGGGGGAAACGCAAGUCGUUAACGUAACACAAUGUAAGUGGACCGCAUGGGAGAACUUGCUAGAAUCGCAGUGUAGCGAACUGUUGAAAGUUAAAGUGAUGGUUUGAUAGUCAUUGCCAAAAACCUGAAAUCACCAUACAAGAAUGGGAUUUAAGUAUAUUUACCACUCCUGAAAUCUGCUUCCUAAUUUCAGAGCUACUCUAUAAACUGAAAAUGGACUGUUAACUUUUGUUAAUUACCUUACAUUGUGUUAUGUUAUGUCAUGCUACGUAAUGUUAUGCACUGUAGUCUGUUAAUCCUAGAGGGCAUUUCUCCACUAAUCAAGAAUACUUAGCUAAGGCAUACUAACACAGAAGCCUUACUUGGUCAAAGUCAAAUGUGGUCAAAGUUUAUACCAAGUGUAACUUGAUAAUGUUUUCAUUAAGUAUGUAUAAUGGUAAUUGUUGUGUGUCCUAACAGCUGCCAUAGUGAUAUAUUGUAGAUAUUCAUGUGCAUGGUUUCAUUUUUACAUAACAUAUCUGUGUCACUGUGUGUCAGCUGCAAGAAUGUGUUUUUAAUGAAUGCUUCAACAUAGGUAAGUAGUAAUAUUCAUGUGUUCUUUCUUAAGGCCUCUAAGCCUCUAACCAGUGUCUGAAAAGAAUUUUCUGCUUUAGGUUACUACAAGUAAUCUAACAUACAAAAAUGAUUUAGUGUAAAAAAGUGACAGCCAUGCUCACAUAUAAUGUGAGUUACUAUUUCUUUCAGAUGAUAUGUCUUCUUUUAGAAAAACUGAGCCAAAUGACAAGUUUACAAGCAAAACUACAUGUACAGAUAGUGGGAGAGCAGACAAGCAACUUCAAGUGACAUAGUUUACCUUUGUAUACUGACAACCAUUAUGAAGUGUUACGUAGAUCACUUUGAUAUGUAGGUCACUUUUAAUCUGACAUUAAUGUAUGUAGUUAUCACACAGAGUGGACUUUGCGAUGUCUCGUUGAGGUUAAAAGAGUGUCAUGAGGAAAAGACAGUGAGGUCAGUGUGAGGCAAUCUCAGGGAUAUGGAUUUCUGUGGAAGAACCACAGGGUCAGUCAGGUUCCAUUCUGAUCCAUCCAGGAUUCAAAAUUAAGUGCAAAACAGGCAGUAAUGCAAUGCACCCCACACCACCCACACUGGCAGGCCUGUUACAGGAUCAGUUUGCUAGAACCAGGGUCAGUAUCUGAUAGCAAGCUGUUUCCUACUAAUGUCCAGAUCCACAAAAACUCCUGACAGAUGGUGUACACUGCUGGUUGUGUAGACCAGUCUGUCUGAGAGAUUGUUGAACUUGUAUGCAAAAUCAUACAUUUUUCUGCUUUCGCUACAGAAUAUUUUCUAAACUCUUUUCUGCUCCUACUACCACAUGCAAAGCAAGCUCGCAAUAGUUACAGCUUAAAGAAUGCCACCUUUUGAGGAGACAUUAACACAGAAGAAGAAAGAUUUGCUAUUCACAAUAAAUAGGGGAAGCAUGAUGACUAUAGCAACAGUAACCAUUUACAUUUGAGGCGUACAGUUUGAAAGCCAAGCUAUGUCUUCCUGUGAGUACUUAGCAAACUCUCAGAUAGAUCAAAGUACUGCACUGUCAGAAGACAAUGCAAAAAUGUAUCUCUUCCCCAAUUUUAAUACACUUCUGAGUGCGGUGUUUAAGCGUUAUAGGUGUCUGGGCUAUUGACUUGUGCUGCCUCACUCAUAUUCUGUUAAAUUCUAACCUUUCUUUAUUAUACAUGUAAAAUGCUCUGUCAAAACCACUGUCUAGCUUUGAACUUCUUUGUCUUCAUUGUCACUUACCUCCUCCGUGUCCAUCCCAGCUUGUACAUUUUGCAUGUUAGAAUCAGUUACUGACAAGUUACUAGUUACUGACGUUUUCUUUUUUUUGUGCAGUAACCUUUACCUGUGGUAUGUAGAGAAGAGCCUUAUGUGGUACUCGAAUGCACUAGAAAUUUUACUAACAGUCACGAAAUUGUCAA